GGGAACGUAAAAUCUUGCUGUAGUGGAUGUACGUAAAACGACUCCCACUUCAGGUUCAGUCUCUCGCGAAACGUUAACAGUGUAAGACGUUCUUAAUCAGGAAAAACAGACGAGAAGAAAUCGGAGGGGACCAUAAUGAUGGCCAAGAAGGCAUUCAUCGUCCUUUUGGCUGUGACCUUGACACUUCUAGUCGAGGACACUGAAGCCGGUUGGAAAUUCUGGAAGAAGGACAAGUCGACAACGACAGAAACACCAAUUACAUCGACAACAACUACGACAACAAUCCCCCCCGUAUCAAAUAGCCUUGCCCCUGGGAAUGGGAAUGCCCCAGGUUCGCGACAACCCACCGGUUCCGUCACCAAUGCCCUCGCUGGUGCAGCUAAUCCAGGUCUAGCAAUAGGGGUGGGCAACUCAGGACAAAAUAUACGAGAUAACGCGCGUCCUCAGAGGCCGAAUCCUGGAACAGAAGUUGGUCAGGACUUUCCCGGAUCUAAACCAGCGAAUCCAGCUACUGGCGGAGGUACGGGACAGGGGUACAGAGACUGGGCUGCAGAUCUCACUGGUGCUGGCGACCCUUCCAAACCGGCUCCAAAGCUUCCAUCCACAGGUCCAGCUUUGUCCUCUGGGGGACCAACUCCAGGAUUGACUAGACCAUCGGGCUCCAAUUCGUCUCAACCUGUCGCGCCGAACAGUCCCCAAUCAGGACUUCCAGCUAGUAGACCAGCGUCUCCAGCAUUAGGACUUCCAGCUAGUAGACCAGCGUCUCCAGCAUCAGGUCGACCCAGUGGACCAGUAUCUCCAGCAUCAGGUCCAGUUAGUGGACCAGCAUCUCCAGCAUUAGGUCCAGUAAGUGGACCAGUGUCUCCAACUGGUGCACAAGGAAACAGACAGGGUCCUCCUCCUCUCGGCCCGAGACCAGUAUCUACUGGAGGAACUACUGGAGGAUCAUCAACUGGUCAAACUGGAAAUGAUAGGCCGCAAGUGUCCAGCAUAAAUGUUGGGCCGAUUACUCCCGCUCCACCAAAUCGUCAUUCUUCAGGAUAUCCGAGUCUUCCAGGAUCUCCAAGCUCUCCAGGAGCAUCUUCUCCUGGAGGACCGACGUGGGCGGAGGUCGCUGGACGUGGAAGCCAUCCAGGAUCACCAACGCCAGCGCCCAGACCGUCUGGACAACCGAUUACUGGACAGACUGGAGGAAGAAUCUCCCCUGGAGCAGUCGUCGGGGGUCUUGCUGGAGGAGCUGCAGCAGCUGGACUGGCAACCAGUGGCCCAAAAAAAAUUUAUUCCAGUAAUCCAACUUAUAGUAAAGGCAACUCGGUGACUGAUGAUGAUCUGGAAAAAUUGGCUGAAGCCCUCUGGAUCAAGGAUAAGAACAAUGCCUGGAAGUAUAUUACAUUGAAUCUUCAGAAACAAACUAGCUCGAGCAGCCAAAAGGACGAGGCUCCACAACCGUUGCUCAAGGUCAAAGACGAAGCCUUCCAGAUUCCGACAAUCGAAAAGGUCCUCACUAUCUACGACAAUUACAAGCUGGACAGUCGUGAGGCCGAGUACAUGGGGCCCCUACAGAGAAAUGAAGAGAGUCUGCUUGUUGACACUUUCCUGAGUACAAAUGUCAUGUCAGCGGCGAUGCGUUUUCUUGCAAACAAGGGCUACCUUCGUCAAGAUUACUACCACUACAAGGAAACCCUGAGGAGGAUGUGGUUCAAUCUUUACCCAAGGGGUGGUGAGACAGCCGGAAGCACUGGAUUUGAGCAUGUCUUCUUAACUGAGCUCAAAUUAGGUACUGAAGUCAGUGGACUACAUAAUUGGAUAUAUUUCGAUGCUGCGGAGAAGAAUCGACGAGCAGACUAUUUGGGGUACAUCAAGAAAUUGGAUCUUGGAGAUAAAGCUGCGAUUCUCAAACUCCACACAAAAUUCAACAACAUCGACAAACCAGUGACAACAAUGUUCAUCGGAACUUCUCCAGAGCUAGAAAUGGCCUUGUACACCGUGUGCUUUUUCGUAAGGUCAGAACAACCAUGUCCCGUUUCCCUGGGCGGAUCUAAGUUUAAUAUAAUUACUCACAAAAUUAAACGCUCGGGAAGCGAUCUAAUUGGCUCUGCAUAUCCAGACAUAUAAACAAUCUUCUACUCUAAUUUUUGUCAUGAUUUUUAUAAGUAUUUUUGUGACUAUUCUGGCUAUUGUUGUCUCAUUAUGGAGAGCUACCGUGAGAUUAACUGAGAUAAAUUGUUCGUGAUGAUGAACAUAAGGUAGGAGAUAGUGUAUUCCUCGCGUGUUAAUAAAAGAUCAUUACUCUUUCGAUAUUCAA
This is a messenger RNA of Diachasmimorpha longicaudata, 2305 nucleotides long. RefSeq names its product endoribonuclease CG2145-like. The record is from RefSeq and is a predicted model, not a curated record. The coding region runs from base 136 to 2115 and encodes 659 amino acids. The transcript has 4 exons. Gene Ontology annotation, molecular function: RNA endonuclease activity. Lineage: Eukaryota; Metazoa; Arthropoda; Insecta; Hymenoptera; Braconidae.